Amphimedon queenslandica is the source of this 2213-nucleotide messenger RNA. RefSeq lists its product as uncharacterized. The transcript has 12 exons. The coding region runs from base 49 to 2145 and encodes 698 amino acids. The record is from RefSeq and is a predicted model, not a curated record. Gene Ontology annotation, molecular function: ubiquitin protein ligase activity. Gene Ontology annotation, biological process: protein polyubiquitination. NCBI's taxonomy places the organism in Eukaryota, Metazoa, Porifera, Demospongiae, Haplosclerida, Niphatidae.
UCUGCUCUGGACGUUAUCUCGGUAGGAGUAAGUAGAAUUCAGUAUGUCAUGGCCGAUGACCGAGUCGACGAAUUAAUACAAGUCACUAAUAGCUUAAAAGAGGAGUUGAGGAGUGUUGUUGAGAGGCUGGAAGAUAAGAAAGACAAGAAUAGUGAAUCGACGUUGCCCUGCUCAAGUGGAGCCGCUUCUCGGGGAGCUGCUGAGUCGUCUCAGACUGCUACUACCAGUACCAGUAGAUCAGUAUCUGGUGAUGAAGGGUUUUGGAGUCCAAUGAAUGUAUUACGAAAGAGAAGGAGUGAGCCUGUUACAGCUAAAGGAAAGAAGAAGCAAAGAUUGCCAUCUUGGACUCACACCUUUGUAUGCUUAGCUGAAACUGAUCAAGAGUGUGUCCCCAGUCCCAGUGAAUGGGCGACUCUUCAGAUAGCAGGUCUUGGUGAAAAGAAGAUAGUACUGGAUGGUGAUGGUGAUGCCCAAGCAAUUUAUGAUGAGCUGCUUCUUCAGUUUCCGAAAUUGAAGGAAGCUGGAGGUUUUGAAUUAUUAAGGACUCAAGACAAAGGAUCCAAGACUCUUCAUAUUAUCGAUGUGCCUCACGAAAGCUAUAAUGUUCCUUAUUUGAGAGCUGUUGUUCAUAGUGCAAGAAUAUUUAUUAGGCCUUUGCAAAGAGAUUUGUCUCUUUUGCCUGAUAAGGAGGUUCAGGUCACAGGUAAUUCUUUAAAGGAAGAGUGUUUUUACUGUAAGGAAAGAAUAAGUAUGAAUUUAUUGCGGAAACACAUAGAAACCUGUAUAGUCAAGAGUUCUGACCCAAUAGAAGAACAGCAUGUACCUAUACCAGCUAAUACUGUUACAAUUGAGGGCGCUCCUACAGUUGUCUCACAUGAUACUAUUGAGUCUGUUGUCUCACAUAAUACUGUUGAGUCUGGGUCUGGCAGGUUGAAUGAUGACAUUGAUUUGAAUCUUACUCCUUCACCACCAUCACCAUACUCACCUGAAACACCAGAGGCAACCAAAGAUGUGGCUUUAUAUAGUGAUCAAAGUAUUGAAAUUAAAUCACUUUCAGACGUAGUAUUUUAUUUAAGUAAAAGUAUUGACCUGACAGUGGAGUUUAAUAUGGUAGUCAGGCGUUCUUCUGUCCUAGACGAUGCCUUGAGGAGAAUGCAAAAGGCCAAUUUUGAUCCACGGAUGAAAUUGAAUGUUGAGUUUGUUGGUGAAGAUGGAGUAGACCUUGGGGGGCUAACAAGGGAAUUUUUUAGACUAGUCAAGUUUGAUUUGGGGAAAUACUUAGAGUCAACUGGUUGUUUGAGACAUGAUUCAUUGGCAUUUCAGGAUAAUGUGUAUCUGAAGAUCGGUAUUCUAGCCGGAAUGGCUUUAACUCAUGGUGGUGGAGCAAUGAAUGUGCUAUCUCAAUCCGUUUUUAAAUACAUAUGUGGAGUAGAUCCAACAGAUUUGAGACCUGAGAUUGCUGAAGUUGGAGACUGUAAUAUCCGAGCUAUUUUGCAAAAGAUCAAAUCCUGUGAAGAUAUUUCUAGCCUAAAAGAGCUGGUGACAACUAAUCAAGAUAUUAUUUUUACAAGUGGAUAUACUAAGCCUAUAGCUACACUUCUGCUCAGUGAUAAAGAUCAAAUCAUUGCUACUGUGGUGCUUCAUUUCGUUAUUCUAUCUUCUUUGGGUGAGAUUUCUCAGUUUCGUGAUGGCUUAUUGAAAAUUGAAGGGAUGCAGGAGAUGCUUGAAAAAUAUUCAAAUUUACUUGAGUCUUUCUACUGUAAUAAAGAAAUACCUUUGACAUCAGAUCUAAUUCUGCAAAUGUUCACAAGCAUUAAAUUUUCUCCCAAGGGAACUAACAUGAGGGACUGUGAAGAGAGCGCAUACAUUUUCUUUGUAAACUACUUAGAAGACUGUGAACGAGAAAGUUCGGAUACUCAUUGUGUCUCCCUACAGAAAAUUCUCUUGUUUUAUAGCGGUAGUGAUAGCAUUCCUCCACUUGGUUACAGUGUUGUGACAUUAACCUUCAGUCAUGAUAAUAUUUAUCCUACAGCUUCUACCUGUGGAAUGGAAUUGACCUUACCCGCAAUGCAUAAAGAGUAUGUUGUCUUUAAAGAACACCUUUACACAGGCCUUACUAUGAACGGAGGGUUUGGUCUAGUAUGAUUCAUUGGUUUUUGUUAUUGCUCACUCAUUGCAUUUAUUACUCACUUAUUCUUGCAUUUAUUGCUCAC